CUCAAAGUGGGGCCGUGGUCCCCUGACCUCAGAGGGUCUGACUAACACCUACUGCCCAAUGUGGGGCUUGAAAGAAAGUAAGGCUCGGAUUCAGAAUUCAUGGCCUCCAACUGGUCAUUACUACCAACUAUCAGUAUUACCAUUUCAAAAAAAAAAUCUCAAUUUCCCAGGUAGCAGAUGCAGGUAAUGAUUAACAGUGACCAGAGAUAAACUGUCCGCCUACGUAAAAAGUAAACUGGUUCUGCUGUGUUCUCUUAAUCCCAGCACUCCUGGAAUGUCACGUUGUGCCUAGGUUGAAUGAGGAAAUACUCUGUUAGGAGUAGAAUGUCUAGGAAAUGUCCGUUGUGCCUAGGUUGAACAAGGAAUAAGAUUCAGUCUCGAGAUAAAAGUAAGUAUAUUAAAAGCUGUAGCUGCAGCUCAGGGUGAAGACCCUGGACUCAUCUCCAAUACACAACGGGAAGCAAAUCGGUUCGACCCCGCACUGCUCAGAAAGAAACCCAAAUUCCCAGUUGGAAGGUUUUUCUGAGAGUGCAAGAACCCAUCUGGCAAAAACCUGGACGCACACUGCCUGCUAUAAAGAAAAAAACAGGGGAAAAACAUGCAGCAGCAGAAGCAGAACAGGGUUGUUUAUGAACUGGAUGGAGCUCUGAUGCUGGCUGUCAACGUAGCAAGUUGCCAUUUGCAGAGGGCAAAAUACGGGCCUCAGAAAACCAACCCAGACAUGACCCGGCUUGUCCGCCCCCAGGGUCCUCCAGCCACGGCCAGGAACCCAGACUUCCAUCCACCUUUUCAACCCAAGGAGAGCUGCCCUGACUGUCACCAGGAGGAGACACUUCGGAAGUUGGCCCAGCAGCUGAGGCACAUUGGCGACAGCAUCCAUCGCAGGACAGUUGAGGAGGGCCUUCAACAGGAGGGCAGAGACGCGCUGGCUCACUUUGCCCUGUUCCUCUUCGGGAGAGCCCGGGCGGUGCUGCGCCUGCUCUGGAACCCCCGCCUGCUGUAGGGGAGCGGGACCUGCCGGUCCACGCCUGUCCAUCCCCUUGGCGUUCACACGGCUGCCACCGUGAUCUCUGCGGGUGACCGGAGCUGCAGCCUCCCUGGCCUCGUCUUUCAGCUGCGAUGCCCAGGCAGUGACUGGGCACCUGGGAGACCAGAGGCCUCAGGGCCCCGGGCCAGGAGGACACCCACAGGCCUCCUUCUGGCAAGAACUGGAGCUCCCUCUCAAACCAGAGACCACGCAGGGCCCGUGUCCCAUUUUGAGCUCUGAGCCCACAGCAAAGUCCCUCCCCGCCCUACCCGGCUGGGCCUGGCCCAGGGCAUCUGGCACUGCUCUGCAUCCCCCUGCCCGGCGCUCUGCCCUGCCUUUCGGAGUGUGGACCUGAGCGAGUGACAAACUCGGCAGCCCGGGCGCAGCCUGGAGCGCUUCUCCUGCCUCUGAGGAUGCCCGGUGCUGAUGUGCACACCCGGUUCCUUCUCUUUCACCCCUUUAAACGAGUGGUCUCCUAGCUGCCCGGGCCCCCUUAAAAGAAUUGCAGGUGUUAAGAACAUUUGUUGGUGUAAAUUAAAAGUUCUGUAUUUGUGCAUCUUGAGUUCUUCAGAGGAAAAUGUUAAAAAAAAAAAACUAAUUUAAAAAUGAAAUAAACGUUGUUUUAC
This is a messenger RNA of Cavia porcellus (domestic guinea pig), 1653 nucleotides long. RefSeq names its product peroxisomal testis enriched protein 1 (gene Pxt1). NCBI's taxonomy places the organism in Eukaryota, Metazoa, Chordata, Mammalia, Rodentia, Caviidae. The transcript has 4 exons. The coding region runs from base 599 to 1003 and encodes 134 amino acids. Gene Ontology annotation, cellular component: nucleus; peroxisome. The record is from RefSeq and is a predicted model, not a curated record. Gene Ontology annotation, biological process: positive regulation of apoptotic process.